Vidua chalybeata is the source of this 2904-nucleotide messenger RNA. It is a transcript of the gene MSANTD4, whose product is annotated as Myb/SANT DNA binding domain containing 4 with coiled-coils. The transcript is spliced from 4 exons. The coding region runs from base 443 to 1480 and encodes 345 amino acids. The record is from RefSeq and is a predicted model, not a curated record. Lineage: Eukaryota; Metazoa; Chordata; Aves; Passeriformes; Viduidae.
AGCACCCAGAUCCUCCUGUACUAAAAGCCUUUUUACAAAAGCAUAAGUUGCUCCAAGCCAAUGUAGCCAUCUGUUAGGAAUCACAAAAAAGUUUUCUAGAAAGCCUUAGGCAGAAGAUACUCAAGACCUUAAUUUUGCUUAAGAAAACUUAAGAGAUAGCAGAGUUGCACACAGUCUGUCAGGUGAAUUAUGGGGAUUCGUGUUCUCUUCAGCAUCAGGCAUGGGACUAGCUGGUGCUGAGGGUAGAGCACUAGAUGAACUGAAAAGCUGCCAUGGAAGCCUGACAAAUAGAAAAAUACAACAAAGUGAAGAGAAAAUUCACUUCAUGAGAACUGAGCUCUGCUUUCAUUUGCUUUUUAAUUUAUUUAUAUUAGUAGCUGAUUAGUGUCAGAUCAUCUCUGUAGUCUGCUGUGGUGAAAUUACUAGGUUAAGCCUGGAAAAAAUGAAACAGUUAAAAAGAAAAAGAAAAAGCAAUUUUAGUGUUCAGGAAACUCAGACUCUCCUUAAGGAAAUCAGAAAAAGGAGAGAAGUACUAUUUUCGAAGCAACUUAAUACAACAAUUAAUGAGAUGAAACGGAAAGCUUGGGAGGAAAUAGCAGAGUGUGUCAAUGCUGUAGGUGAAGGAGAGCAGAGAACAGGGACAGAAGUGAAAAGGCGAUACCUUGACUGGAGAGCACUCAUGAAGAGAAAACGUCUGAAUGCAAACAUCAAAGUAGUAGGUGCUGGGUUUCACCUUCCUUCAUCCAAUUUAGAUGACUCUCUCAAUGAAGACAUGGAUGAGAAAAUGGGAUUUGCAAUUGAAUCUAGUUUUGAGUGGCAAAAUAUCACUGACUUCAGAGAAGCUGGUGGAUCUUUAACAGAAAUCAAAGUAGAAGAGGAAGAGGAAGAUCCGCAGAAUUUUGAAUUUCCUAUUGAGGAAGAAGAAGAAAUAUUGUCAUCAGUUCUGCCAGAUUCAAAAAAGGAAAAUGACCUACCAGACUUCCCCCACAUUGAAGAAUUUGGAAAUCUGAACUCUGCUCAAGCUAGGCUAGCCUAUGAAGAUUCUCACUUGCUUAUAAAUCUGGAGAAGCAAAAGGUGGAGCUGGAGAAACAGCGACUGGACAUCGAAGCCGAAAGGUUGCAAGUGGAGAAGGAGCGCCUGCAGAUUGAGAAGGAGCGGUUGCGGCACGUUGACUUGGAGCGUGAGCGGCUUCAGAUUGAGAAGGAGCGACUUCAAAUAGAGUGGGAGAAACUCAGGCUAGAGACUCUGCAUGCUGAAAAACCUGCCCUGGAAAAUGACCUCACCCAAACUGAAAAACCAAUCAUGCAGCCUCUGGAUCUAGAAACUGAAAAGUUAAAACUUGAAAAAGAACGUUUGCAGUUAGAGAAAGAGAGGCUGCAGUUCCUAAAGUUUGAGUCAGAAAAGCUGCAGAUUGAGAAGGAGCGCUUGCAAGUAGAGAAGGAGCGCCUUCGAAUUCAGAGAGAGGGUCACUUGCAGUGAACAGCUCAGCUAAAGUGUCGAUGUUAGUGUUUUGAUGUUUCUAAAUUAGAAGUAGUUCUUUCCUUGAUACUGAAAGUGUCCUAGAGGCUUAACAUUCUUCUGUUCAGAGUUGAAUGUUGAUGUUAAACUGAAAAAAAAAAUGGUGCUCAAUAUGUCAGUGUGCCUACACUAUAAAUGAUCUUAUGUGUGAAAUUGCUUUUCAGUGUAUCAGAACUUAAGUGUUAUGUUCUCUUGUCUUCAGUAUUGUGCUGUAUUAGUUCAGUAUCCUCCUCUCAUAGAGGCCUCGAGAAGAAUCCAGGCUGAACCUUGUACUUUUUGUCACUGUACUAGCAGGAAGGAAGGAUCAGAAUAAAUCAGCAUUAGCUGUGAGGACAUGGUGCUAAUGAUAGCCUAUAUGGUAAAGAAGUAUAAUUUUGGCAGAACACAGGAAUACAGAGUCAUUAUGAGACCAAUUCAUUAAAUUUUAUCCCCCUCCUGCUUUUUUUUCUCCACCCCCACAACUGGGAAAAACAAUUGAAGAGUUAUCUAGAAGUUAAAGUACAAGUUAAAUUCCUUGCAGUUGUGUUUACUGUUGUUCCAUGGCUUGGACUGAAUGUGAGUGCAGAAAAUAGGUUUGAGUUUUUAUGGUGGGGUUUUUUUUGGAUAAAGCAUUCAUAUUAGACAAAGUUACACAUCAGCCAUGCAUACUAUAAGCUGGCCUGUUGGUUUCACCAGGCAGUUAAUAAUGCUUUAUGGAGUAGAGCACCUGUGUUAGCAUAGCACAGGGAUUUACUGAUUGAUCAGGCAUGCUGUCUAAAGAGUCUGUGAUGAGCCCCUUAAGGAAAUUGCUAGACCUUGUUUGUUCUUGGAAGGCAGCAGCUGGUGAUAAGAAUCUCAGAAAUGGAGACUGAGCACAUCCUGAGAACCUCUGAGCUUGAACACUUCUGCACUCAUUGCUGGUUCUGCCUGGCCAGUGCCAAAGUCAUGUCUGCAAGGCAGCCAGAAGAGGCUUCUGUAGCUCUCUACGUAAUAUAUUUUAAUUACACAAACAGAAAUGGUCAGUGCUGAAGGCUGUUAGUAUUUUUCAUAAGCAGUGUAGUCAUAUUAAAAAAAAAACAAAAACCAAAACAAACAAAAAUAAAACAACACCAAAACAACCAGCCAAGGAAGGAAGCUUUCUAUUAUUUCAUGUAUGUUUAAAUCCCAACUGAGCCAGACUUCACCUUUCUCAUCUUUCCGCAAGUAACUGUCUUGUUAACUCCAUUGGAAAUGUAGAACUGUGGGAAUACUAAGUCUAAACAUAUGUUGAGUGACUUAGGUGAAUUUGUGUGCAAGUAAAUAAUAUUUAUACCACACUACAGGUUUACUUUUAUUCUGCAAAGAUUAUUUUUUUAUUACUGAAACAAGUGUGCUUCUACAGUGGAAAUAAAUUUGACUACUACACU